Sphenostylis stenocarpa is the source of this 525-nucleotide messenger RNA. NCBI's taxonomy places the organism in Eukaryota, Viridiplantae, Streptophyta, Magnoliopsida, Fabales, Fabaceae. The record is from the annotation of a GenBank genome assembly.
AUGCAGAGGUCACGGGCUGUGCAGCCAACUUCACGUUGGAUCUUCGCCGGCGGCCAUCAACUUCGGUGUGACCUUGUCCCACCAACAGCUUGCUUGGUAUCUUGUCGGAGGAACACCCCAGAUUUGAGGCUGUAUCUUAGGGGCACCGUCAAGUUCGCCAUCAGCUUGUCCUACAAAGAGCUUCGUUCAUAUAUGGUUCAUAUCUUCUCCCACAGGUAUGGUUCAUAUGUUGUUUUCCAUGGUUGCAACCUGAAACUGGUCUACUGGUAUUGUACUCCAUGCAUGAUUGAGGUCAAAAUUGGUAGCUACUGCAUAUGCAUCUUGGAAGCAAAACUCGGGAAUGAUGGAAGCAAAAAUUGGAACGAAAAACUGGAACCAAUAUCCCUGAGCUCUUCACUCGUUAUUCACCCAGCGAUUGGAUUGAGAUUUCCUUUUCGGAAUCUUCUCCAUCUGAAUGAAGUUGUCAGAACUGCCACCAUCGAGAAGAAUGCGCACGGUGGUGCUCGCAAUCGACCUGAAAAGUAG